Messenger RNA from Melozone crissalis (California towhee), 3421 nucleotides. Its product is annotated as trypsin-like. Lineage: Eukaryota; Metazoa; Chordata; Aves; Passeriformes; Passerellidae. The transcript has 7 exons. The coding region runs from base 2672 to 3421 and encodes 249 amino acids. The record is from RefSeq and is a predicted model, not a curated record. Gene Ontology annotation, molecular function: serine-type endopeptidase activity. Gene Ontology annotation, biological process: proteolysis.
CUAAAAAGUAUUCUUUGAUUCUAUGAAAUCAUCUCUUGAUUGUCAAAGAGCACAAAGUAUACAGACAUUUAAACUGGAUAUGACACUUCAAUACCACUUUUUGCUACAAACAUCCCACUGUAUUUCUUUCAUGCUGGGCAAAGUGAAAAUAACUAGUGUAAAGUGUCCCUGUCUUAAGAUCUUCAGUAUGUAUAGCUAAGACACACAAAGAAGGCAGGAAGAUAAAUAGACAGAAGGGUAAUGUUAUUUACUCAAGGAUCAGUGGAAUAGUACAAGAUUACUGUCAGAGGCAGAGUUAAGACAUGUACCACUGAGCAAUAUUCUAGGGGAAAAAACUAUUUCUUUAUGCUGUUAAAAUGCCACACUUCUCUCAUAGGCAUAAUUAAAAAUAUAAAUUUUCCAGUAUAAUCAUUUGCCGAUGAGCUGAUAGAGACAUUCCUAUACAGUCACUAACAACUACAGUUACGAUUAUUGGGCUUGCCAAUUACAGCUUCAUUAGGAUGUCUUGGAAAUAUAGAAGAAAAGUAGGAAAUGGUGGAAGAGCUGGCAGAAGCAAAGAGUGGCAGUGGGUAGCAGAAGGCCAUAGAGGGGCAGAAGGAGGAGGCAAUGGAGAAGGUGACAAAAGAAGUUCCAAAGGGCUGCAGCAGAAGCAGAGAAGGAGGAGGUGACAGAGGAAGUGAUGUAAGAAAGGAGGCAGAAGAAGGUGGUGGAAGAGAAGGAGAUGGUGAAUGAGAUGACAGAGUAGGUGACAAAAGAAGCUGGAAGAAGGUGGUGAAUAAGAGAAGGUGGAGGCAGUGGAAGGUGGCAGAGGCCAAAGGUGGAGGUAUGCAGUGGCUAAAGGGUGGAAGCCAUGGAAUGGUGUGGUGGUGAAAUGCAGUGUAAAGGCAGUGAGACAGGAGGCAGCUUUGGCAUAUGGAGGCAGUGGCUGAUUAAUUCAGCAGUGGAAGGUGGCAGCAGUGGGAGGUGGCAAAAGGCAGCAACAGGAGGCAGUGAUGAAAUGUGACAGCAGACUGCACUGACAGGAGCUGGUGGCAGCAGAAAGCAGUGGAGGAAGACAGCAGAGACAGGCGGCGCAUGAAGGCAGCAGCGGUGGAAGGAGGCAUCAAAAAUGGUGGUGGAAGAAGACAGAAGAAGGUGGAGGUGGCAGAAGGAAGGCAUUUGCGUUGGAAGGUGGCUGUAGCAGAUGAAGGCAACAGAAGCAGGCAGAAAAAUAGGAGGAGGAGGCAAUGGUGGAGGGAACAAAAAAAGGCAGAGGAAGAAAACCACAGAAUAAAGAAGAAGGAAAGGGAGGAGGCAAAGAAAAAUUGUUGUAAGAGGAGAAGGAAAAGGCUACAGACAAGGCUAUGAAGGAAGGUGGCAGAAGACAUUGGAAGAAGAGAAAAGGGAGGCUAUGGAAGAAGAGAGUGAAGGAGGAGGAGGAGGAGGCUGUGAAAGUAAAGAAGGAAGAAACAACUGAGGAGGCAGUAGAAGACAAUGGUGAAGAAGGCAAUGGAAGAAGAAGCAAGAGACAACAUAGGAAGUGAAGGAAAAAGGUGGCAGAAGAAGUGAAGGAGGAGGCAAUGGCAGUGGUGGAAAAAGGCAGUGAAGGAAGAGAGGGCAGACAGAAUGCAGCAGAAUGCAGCAGAAGUAUGUGAUGGAAGAAGAAAAGCAGGAUGUGAAAGAAGGAAAUGGAAGAAGGUGCUGAAAUUAGGCAUGAAGGAAGUGAUGAAGAAUGUGACGAGGUAAUUGAUAGAAGGAGACACCACAAAAACAUGGUGGAAGAAAAGGAGGAUGUGAUGGUGCAGGUGACAAAGGAAGAUGGCAGAGGAAAAGAAGGCAGAGGGAAUGGAGAAGGUGGUGGAAUAAAGUCUCAGAAGACUGCAGCAAAAAAAGAGAAGGAAGACUUGAUGGAAGAACUUGUUAGAAAAAGCAGGAGGCAAUGGAGGAAGGCAGUGUGAGGAGAAGGCCACAGAAGAAAGCAGAGGAUGAAAGUGGUAGAAGAAGGUGAUGUAACAAGAAAAGGAGGAGGAGACAGAAGAGGUAGAAUAGAAUAAGGAGGUGGAAGAAGGGGACAGCAGAAAGGAAGGAGGAGGCAAUGGAAGAAAAUGUUGGAAGAUUACAAGAAGAUGAAGGAGGAGAUGGAGGAGAUGGCUGUUCUUAUUUUGUGCUUACUCUACGUCAAGGACUUUUCAGCUUUCCAUGCUCUACCAGCAAGGAGGUGAACAUGAAGCUGUGGGGGAGCCUAACUGGGACAACUGACACUAACUGGCCAACAGGAUAUUCCACACCACAGAAUGUCAUCCUUAGAAUAUAAACUGGGAGGAGCUGGACAGACAGAACUAAUUACUGCCCAGAGAUAGGCUAAGCAUCGCUCAGCAGGUGGUGCUGUGUGUAAGAAUGAGACAAACAACUACACGUCUUCCAAAGCCAAAAGGUAUUUUUAGAUUGAAGGCUACCUUACGGAAUAAUUAGAAUAGCUCUCUAUCUUAGCAGAGGUUUAUGAUUAACGUGUAUGACAUUUGUACAUUCUACCAAUGCCUGUUAAUUCCCACACUUGGAUCUUCAAAUUUUCCACAGUGUACUUUUUGUCUGGAGAAAACCUUGGACUAGAGAUAAGACCAUCACCAAAAACGUAUUUCUAGCAGCUCCCACGUCCAGUCAGCCAGUCUGGGUUUGAGGUCGAAUCGAGACCAUGAAGUGCCUGCUGCUUCUCGCCUUUAUUGGGGUGGCUGUUGCCUUCCCCACCUUUGCUGAAGACGAUGAUGACAAGAUUGUGGGAGGCUACACCUGCGCACAGAACUCUGUGCCCUAUCAGGUGUCCCUGAAUUCUGGAUAUCACUUCUGUGGAGGUUCCCUCAUCAGCAGCCAGUGGGUCGUGUCAGCUGCUCACUGCUACAAAUCUCGCAUCCAAGUGCAGCUCGGGAAACACAACCUGGGGCUCACUGAAUCCACACAGCAGUUUAUCAACUCUGCUAAAGUCAUCCGCCACUCUGGCUACAGCUCCUACACCCUGGACAAUGACAUCAUGCUCAUCAAGCUGGCCACCCCAGCCACGCUCAGCAAAGCUAUCCAGACCAUUCCUCUGCCUACCAGCUGCGUGGCCGCCGGCACCACCUGCCUGAUCUCCGGCUGGGGCAACACUCUCAGCAGUGGCUCUAACUACCCAGACGAGCUGCAGUGCCUGAAGGCUCCAGUCCUCACCGACGAGCAGUGCUCUGAUGCCUACCCUGGGCAAAUUACCAAGAACAUGAUGUGUGUCGGAUACCUGGAGGGAGGAAAAGACUCCUGCCAGGGAGAUUCCGGCGGUCCCGUGGUCUGCAAUGGACAGCUCCAGGGCAUUGUCUCCUGGGGUUAUGGAUGUGCCCAGCGGGGUCUUCCUGGAGUUUACACCAAGGUUUGCAACUACGUCUCCUGGAUCCAGUCCACCAUCGCCUCCAACUGA